AUGAAGAUUCCCAGAAAGUCUACUGGAGGGCUAUACGUACAAUCACACGGAAUCAUAUUCAUAGCCUGCCCCUUUCACGACACUCGCGAUGGUUCCAUAGAGGUGCUGAGCGCCCUUUUGCUCUCUUCUGUGGACUCCCAUUUCACACAGAAAACUCCCUCUUGCGUUUUGAUCAGCGGAUCAGAGGACGUGUGGGAUUUAGCAGCGUGGACGUGGAGGAUACUCUGUUUUCUAAUCUACGCUGAGAGAAUGGGUGGUGCUCACAAGAUUGGACAUGCAGUGUAUAAGGGUCCAAGUGUGCUGAAGGAGAUUAUGUAUGGAAUAUCUCUUGGACUUAUGGCCGGUGGCCUUUGGAAGAUGCACCAUUGGAACCUCCAGAGGAGAUACCAGGAAUUCUAUGAUCUGCUUGAAAGAGGUGAAAUCAGUGUUGUUGUGGAUGAUGAUGUGUAG
Messenger RNA from Ilex paraguariensis (yerba mate), 450 nucleotides. The record is from the annotation of a GenBank genome assembly. NCBI's taxonomy places the organism in Eukaryota, Viridiplantae, Streptophyta, Magnoliopsida, Aquifoliales, Aquifoliaceae.